Erinaceus europaeus (western European hedgehog) is the source of this 426-nucleotide messenger RNA. Its product is annotated as large ribosomal subunit protein eL36-like. Lineage: Eukaryota; Metazoa; Chordata; Mammalia; Eulipotyphla; Erinaceidae. Gene Ontology annotation, biological process: cytoplasmic translation. Gene Ontology annotation, molecular function: structural constituent of ribosome. The coding region runs from base 1 to 426 and encodes 141 amino acids. The record is from RefSeq and is a predicted model, not a curated record. The transcript is spliced from 4 exons. Gene Ontology annotation, cellular component: cytosolic large ribosomal subunit; ribosome.
AUGGCAAAGAACAGUGCAUUUAUUGGGUUACACGAAGCAAAUGAACAAAUAUCCAGUGUACUCACUGUUGCAAACAAGUCAUUUGACAAUUGUACUGGAAACAGCCAAAGCAGAGCAGCAUCCAUUACCAUGUUUUACCACAUCGCCAUCAGCCUCAACAAGGGCCACAAGGUGACCAAGAAUGUCAGCCUGUGGAAGCACAGCUACUGCUGUGGACAAGUCACCAAGCACACCAAGUUCAAGUGGGACAUGAUGCCCAAGGUGUGCAGCUUCACCCCCUAUGAGUGCCACGCCAUGGAGCUUCUCAAGCUCUUCAAGGACAAGCACGGGCUCAAGUUCAUCAAGAAGCAGCUAGAAGGCAGCUUGCAGCUAGCCGCCCUGUUGAGAACACAGGCUAGGCAACUUAGUGACAAAGAAAGCAGUUAG